UGUUUUACAGUAUGUUUUAUCUUGUAUAUUAAAUACUAUGUUUUCUUUUUUAGGUCCUAUGGUCUAUGGUACCUGCUACAGUCCAAUUUCACUUAAAGAUCAGCUGAAAGAGAUGGGUUUUGCGGAUUCUAAAGUGUUAAAUGAAGAACAAAGAGAAAAAUUUUUUGAAAAGAUAAAAGAUUCAACUGAUGUCCUUGGAUGGAUGAUAGAAAUUUUAUCACCAAACUUUAUUUCUAAUAGCAUGCUACGAAGGUCAAAGUAUAAUCUUAAUGCCCUAUCACAUGAUUGUGCUAUAGGUUUAAUACAAAAAGUCCUUGACAAAGGUGCAAAUUUAAAAGAGGUAUAUGUUGACACAGUAGGUGACCCAGCAAAGUAUCAAGCAAAACUGAAAGGCAUCUUUCCAGAUCUGGACAUAACAGUAGCCAAGAAAGCCGACUCCAUUUAUCCAAUAGUUAGUGCUGCAAGUAUAUGUGCGAAGGUAGCUCGUGAUAAUGCAGUCAAGAACUGGACUUUUAAAGAGGGGAUUACAGUGGAAAACUUUGGGUCUGGCUAUCCUGGGGACCCAGCAACAAAGAAAUUCCUUACUGAUUAUCUUGACCCCGUGUUUGGAUUUCCUCAGUUUGUGCGUUUUAGUUGGUCGACUGCAGACCUUUUGUUGCAGAAAAAUGCUGUCUCUGUGAAAUGGGAAGAUGACGAUGAUGAUGACCAAAAUGAUAAGAAAAGAAAAAAAGAUUCAGCUGGAACACAUUCUCUUUUCACAUUUUAUAAAAGUGAAGAGACAGGAAACAAGAGAUCAAAAAAACAUUCCUUUUUUGAUGAAAGAUGCUUGAAAAAUAUGACACAUUUUUAGUCUUUUUUUUUGUGAGUGUCCCCUUGAGAGACCUAAUAUUUCAAAUUAAAAAGGUGACAUAAACUGGAAGAUAGCUGCUAUAUGAGAUCAUUGAAAUGCCUCUUAUGAAUAAUGUUUAUAAAGUGUCCUUUUUGCUUCAGAAUGUGGGAUUUAUCAAAUGUGUGAAAUGUUGAAAUAAACGUUUUGUAAAAUGUUAUGUA
Molecule: messenger RNA, 1050 nt
Organism: Lingula anatina
Lineage: Eukaryota; Metazoa; Brachiopoda; Lingulata; Lingulida; Lingulidae
Product: ribonuclease H2 subunit A-like
Biological process (GO): mismatch repair; DNA replication, removal of RNA primer
Cellular component (GO): ribonuclease H2 complex
Molecular function (GO): RNA binding; RNA-DNA hybrid ribonuclease activity
Source: RefSeq, a predicted model, not a curated record